This is a messenger RNA of Carcharodon carcharias (great white shark), 812 nucleotides long. Its product is annotated as heat shock protein beta-7-like. NCBI's taxonomy places the organism in Eukaryota, Metazoa, Chordata, Chondrichthyes, Lamniformes, Lamnidae. Bases 111 to 635 code for a protein of 174 amino acids. The transcript has 3 exons. The record is from RefSeq and is a predicted model, not a curated record.
CAGAAUAUAAAGGAUCAUUUGACUUCUAGCCAAUAUAUGUGCAAUUUGUUGUUAUUAUCCCCAGUAAUUGGCCAUACCCAGACUGUUUCCCAUGCAGUGCUACAAACAUAAUGUCAUCCCUUAGUUCUUCCUCAACUUUCAGAUCUGAGCAUUACAGCAACUAUAGUCGACGAUCCUCAGGUGAUCCCUGCUUUGACCAAUACAUAGAUGCAGCACGGAAUUUAUUUGAAGAUGAAGUGGAAAAAUCGUCCUUCAGGAAUGGGCACUUUGUGAGACCAAGAAAUGAAUCCUUUGGAUACACAGGUCCAGUAUCUGGCCGUCCAGGAAGCCUUGGAAAUGUUAGAACCAUUGGGGAUACUUAUCAAGUCACAGCCGAUGUCAGUCAGUUUAACCCAGAAGAAGUUAUUGUUACAAUAUACAAUUCCAACAUAGUCAUCAAAGCAGAAAAGGUUGCUGAAGAUGGAACAAUCAUAAAUACCUUCACUCAUAAGUGUCAGCUUCCUGAAGAUAUGGACGCUAUGUCUGUGUGCUGUUCACUGACAGAUGUCGGCAUUCUGAUCAUCAAUGUUAGGAGGAGCCCACUGAAACAAGCAGAAUCACCACAGUCAGUUUAUAGGAGUGAAGUUAAGCUGUAGGUGUCUGGAGCAGCCUAUUUGCCUAUGCUGUCUCAGCAACAUUAGUUAAAACAAUGAUGCAUGUUUCUAGCAGGUUUUAUUUCAAAAGUAUUUGGAAUGCUCCUAGGUUUGCACACAAUCCAACACACAGAGGCAUGUAUAUUUGUGUGGAAGAAAAUAUUAGAUUCUAAAAGCUAA